AUGGAGGAACCAAAGCGGUUUUCCCAAAAGUCGCCAUCAAACUCAAAACACAUCACUCCAGUACAGUCCACACUCCACAGUGGCGCACGCGCAUUCCACACUCCAGUGCUUCGCUUCAGCGUGGAGCCCAAACCCUCGCCGCUGCCGGCCGCAACUUCGCGCCGCCGCGGGGCAGCGACCAAGCGCAAGGAGAGGGCCGCAUCCGCAGCGCCCUCCGGGUCCCCGCCACCGAAACGCCAGGCCCGGGAUUGCGGGCCCGUCGACCCGCCGUCCCUCCCGCCGCCUCAACCGCGCAGCCGCCAGCCGGCACGCAAGCCGCGGCGCAAGCCCGCACGCAAGAAAUCGACGCAGCGCUCCGUGAAGCCGCCGCCGCGCGCGCAGGAGGCGGAGGGUCCGCCGCUGCUGCCGCCGCCGUUGCCGCCACCACGGCCGUCGCUGGAGAAGGAGAUCGAGGCCGUUCUGUCCCGCGGCGCUGGCGUCCACGUCGUACCCACCUUCGCCGGUUUUCAGCGGUUUCAACAAGUUUUCAACGGCUCCUGCGCAAUGGUGUCCACACUGGCACAGUCGUCCUCUUCGUCGUGCUCGCCACCUGAAGCCAGACAUUACUACCGGCGUUCCAAACGCGCGAAGUUGCUUGAGAAGAUGUCGAGGCAUCAUGGACAGACGUCCAGCGACCGAGCCCAUUGGGGCCCCGAGGAGACGAAAAUUUUCCUGGACCUUUGCAUUGCUGAGAAGAACAAAAUGAACUUCAACCAGAAGGGCUUAACUAAUCUGGGAUGGAGAAAUGUGUACCACGGAUUCGCCACAGAAACUGGCCUUCAGUUGCCCAAUAAGAAGCUGCAGAACAAGCUAUCGGCCAUGCGGCGACAGUACUUCACCUGGCGCGACCGUACCACCCAUACAAGACUCGGACGUGACCCCCAAACUGGAGGUGUCACUACUGAUCCCAGCUUGUUCGAGGAAGAGGAAGAGGACAAUACUAAGGAAGGUGAGGAUCCCGGGGCGCCAUCAGAUUUCCUUGACGAACUGACCACUCUGUACGGGCACACCCCCAGAGAUAGGGGCACAAUGCUCAGUGCCGGUGGACACCAUGAGAGGACACCGACACGGAUGACCGAAGCCACUCCAGCAGCUAUGUCACAGGACUUCGUAGCUGGAUCCAGUGUUGGUCAGUCGUCCAAAAGGCGCACUAGGGACCAGGUGGUGGACAGCCCACAGAAAAAGAAGAGUGCCAGCUUGGAGGACUGCGUGAGAGACAUCUUAGACACUGUGAAAGAGAUGGCAUCGGGUGAUCAACAUCUCAGCCGGGAGGAAGUGGAGAUGGACCAAGUGCGUCAGAUUUUAGAACAAGAUGGUUUUCCAGAGGGGACCGAGGAGUUCCUGAAAGCCACAAUGAGCAGCACUGAACAUUCCGACGAACAGCCAAGCGCGAGCACAACUUCGAGUGAUGGCCCCAAGAAGAAAUUCAAGGCAAAAAUUGUCAAGUCGGCGGGUCUUGGAGCUGCUCUUGCUGCUGUGGCUUGUUCCAAGCAAGGUCCUGUGACGAAUCCUCAGUGCCCAUUCGAAGACAUGACCGGGCGACAAUGGGUGGAAGCAAAUUUGCAGAACAAACCUCGCAGCCCCAAGUGUGAAUCCAACAAUACACUGCAAUGGAGAGACAAUUCAGGUUAG
Molecule: messenger RNA, 1671 nt
Organism: Miscanthus lutarioriparius
Lineage: Eukaryota; Viridiplantae; Streptophyta; Magnoliopsida; Poales; Poaceae
Source: the annotation of a GenBank genome assembly